Molecule: messenger RNA, 690 nt
Organism: Schistocerca nitens (vagrant locust)
Lineage: Eukaryota; Metazoa; Arthropoda; Insecta; Orthoptera; Acrididae
Product: thioredoxin domain-containing protein 17-like
Exons: 3
Coding region: 164-535 (123 amino acids)
Cellular component (GO): cytosol
Molecular function (GO): protein-disulfide reductase [NAD(P)H] activity
Source: RefSeq, a predicted model, not a curated record
UGUGUUUAAUCUUUGACUGCGCUCAGCGCGGUUGGUCAACGAUGAUUGUCAGCUGUGAGUGUAAUCAUGUGAGGCUGCAAAGUGUAAACAUUUUAUUCUAGAUAACGAACGACAUAUAAAGGAAACGUGUUCGCUUUUCCCAACAUCACUUUCGGCAGAAAGGAUGGUUACUCAUCAUAGCGCGGAAGGCUAUGACGAUUUUUGUGGGUUGAUUAAGCGAUUGGAAGACUUAGGACAACCGAUAUAUGUUCUCUUUUCCGGCUCAAAGGAUUCUGACGGAAAGAGCUGGUGUCCAGAUUGUGUAGAAGCUGAACCUGUCAUCGAUAAGGUACUAAAGAGGUCAACAUUAGCCAUUCACUUUAUUCAUGUUGGUGUUGGUGAAAGAGCAAAGUGGAAGGAUCCAAACAGCCCAUUCAGGAAAGACUCUAGACUUCUGCUGACAGGUGUCCCAACUCUCCUGCGUUGGGGUGCACGGCAACGGCUGGUAGAAUCAGAAUGUGCUGAUGAACAAUUAAUUGAAAUGAUUUUGGAGUAAGAUAAAGAUGGAAAUUAAUUUUUUAUGAAAGCAUAUCACAAUAAUAAUCAGUAGAUCAAGCUGCUGUUGUACAUCAUUUGGAGAACUUUGCGCUAUGGGAAAGAUAAAUCAUUGUAUACCUGUUUUAAUGUACAAUUAAAAGAAAUUUGUUAAAA